Molecule: messenger RNA, 327 nt
Organism: Capsicum annuum
Lineage: Eukaryota; Viridiplantae; Streptophyta; Magnoliopsida; Solanales; Solanaceae
Source: the annotation of a RefSeq genome assembly
AUGCCUCGAGAGCCUGAGCUACUAUUUUCUUUUCCUUACCCAUAUAUCACAGUUAGUACCCUCAAAGCCAUUGCCUUUCAAGUAGAGCGUCUUUUCAAGUCAGUCUUGUCCCGCCUGCUCGUUAGCAAGUGCCUCGGGCCCUGCCUCUCUUUUCCAACAAUCUCAGCCGAGUGCUUCGUUCCUCUCCUUUUAGGCGAGCUACUUCGUUCCAGCCUUUCUCUUUCUAUUUUGAAACACUUUCGGCUUGAACUCUAUUCGUUUGAGCUCGCAACCCUUCUCGACCUGUCUUUUCAGACUCAUUCCCUUUCUCUUUUGAAACAAUCUUAG